AUGUUGCCUCAAAAUCAUCCAGAUUAUUUACCACGGGCUCCAAAAGCCUUAGAUUUCAUCAGAAAUCAAUUGCAAAGCAAAGGUUAUGAUUUGGACGGCGUUUCAAACGAGGUUCUGAAGCAGUAUAUCCAUAAACAAAGAAAUCAAAAAGUUCCAGGAAAAAUGCACGGCGGCGCUAACAAGACACAGGAAAAUCCGGCAUCAUUGAGACAAAAACAAUACUUCCAGGGUAAUAUCCAAGAGCAAAGGGCAUGUAUAAGAUGUUCAGAAUCGGUUUUUGGAGAAAGAUUUCAUCAUCGUCAGUACUUUGACAAUAUUUAUAGUGAAAAUGAAGAAGAGGAAGAAGAUUAUGAUUAUGGAGAUCAAGAAUAUACUGGAUUGAUUGAAUUGUCUAGAAAUAAUGCUACUCGCGAUUCCAAUCUGUUUUGGUACAAUGUGCUUUUUGGCGGCUCAAGUUGCCAAAAUAAAAAGAAUAGCAUUUACAACACCCAUAAAUCUAAGCAACACUCUCACUCGAAAGAAUUUUUUCCCGAAUUCUUAUCUGAAAUACAUUCCCACAAAACCGGAUCAUCGUUUACUGAAUUGAAAGACCCCAAGAGAGCUAAAUCUCGAUCAUCUUCUUACUUUUGGAAUUCUUUUUUUUGUCCACCACACCGUUAA
Saccharomycopsis crataegensis is the source of this 660-nucleotide messenger RNA. RefSeq lists its product as uncharacterized. NCBI's taxonomy places the organism in Eukaryota, Fungi, Ascomycota, Saccharomycetes, Ascoideales, Saccharomycopsidaceae. The record is from RefSeq and is a predicted model, not a curated record. The transcript has a single exon. Bases 1 to 660 code for a protein of 219 amino acids.